AGAAAGGAAAUGAUAAAAUAGUACUAGUAACUACUAAUCUAAAACAGUUGUUAGCUACACCAUGCCUAUGCCAAUUUGGCAACUAUGUCGAAACACUCAUCCAGUUCUACAAAUCAGAGCGUGCAACAACAACGACCCUGGAUCCAAAUCAGUUACAGGGAAAUCCAAGGUAAGUCCCCAACUGAACCGGUGGUCCAGGGCUCGUGCAAUACGUUCUGGUCGAAAAUUGGACCGCUCUAGUUCCCGAACCCAGACCCUAGAAGAACCCAACCACUCUCCACAUACAACAGCUCACCUCGCUGUUGACGCAGAUGACUCCGUCAGUGAUGACGGCACAGAGUUUAGGGCCAAGUCCAUUUAUAUUGUCUCCGACGGAACCGGUUGGACCGCUGAACAUUGUGUUAACGCCGCUUUGGGUCAGUUCGAUUACUGCUUGGUUGAUCGUGGUUGCCCCGUUAGUACUCAUUUGUUUUCUGGGAUUGAUGAUGGUGAGAGGUUAAUGGAGAUAAUAAAGCAAGCAGUGAAGGACGAUGCAUUACUUGUGUAUACAUUAGCCGAUUCUUCAUUAUCUUCAACAGCUGAGAAGGCCUGCAAAUUAUGGGGUGUGCCUUCUACUAAUGUACUGGGACCCAUUACAGAGGACAUUGCUUCUCAUUUGGGCGUGUCUCCCUCUGGCCUUCCCCGUGGUGCAUCUGGCGUUCCUCUCUCCGAUGAUUACUUUCGUAGGAUUGAAGCUAUUGAAUUCACUAUCAAGCAAGAUGACGGGGCAUCUCCACAGAAUCUUGCCAAGGCUGAUAUUGUUCUUACUGGGGUUUCCCGAACUGGGAAAACGCCUUUGUCUAUUUAUCUUGCUCAGAAAGGGUAUAAGGUCGCCAAUGUACCGAUUGUAAUGGGGGUGGAAAUGCCUAGGACUCUCUUUCAGGUUGAUCCAAAGAAGGUUUUUGGAUUGACUAUAAAUCAUGGCGUUUUACAGGAUAUUAGAAGAACAAGGGCUAAAACUUUGGGAUUUAGUUCAGGAUCAAGGACUAAUUACUCGGAAAUGGAUUAUAUUAGAGGGGAACUUGAAUUCGCAGGAAGGCUCUUUGCACAGAACCCUGUCUGGCCGGUUAUUGAUGUGACUGCUAAAGCGGUAGAAGAAACUGCAGCAGUUGUAUUGAGGCUGUUCCAUGACCGUAAGAAUAAGUACACAAUGUCUAGCAUCUCAAAACGCUACUAAAGAUGUUGAUAUUCACUCGUUGAACUCCAUAUUGUAAAGCAUCAAAGUUUUAUACUAUUGCAAAGCAGAAUUUGCUGACUACUCAUAAAUCAUUUAUCAUACGCAAUUGUAUAUUUAGCCUACAGGUAUGCCUUUUUUGUGUCAUAGUUUAUUCUAUGUUAUAUUAUGGAAUAUUACUAUCUUUUUUUCUUUUUUAUUUUAUGGAAUAUUGGAACAUUACUAUCGAUUUCAAACCAUGUAGUAUAAUAAAUAAGUCGAUUCUAAGAAA
Messenger RNA from Trifolium pratense (red clover), 1484 nucleotides. RefSeq names its product pyruvate, phosphate dikinase regulatory protein 1, chloroplastic-like. Lineage: Eukaryota; Viridiplantae; Streptophyta; Magnoliopsida; Fabales; Fabaceae. The transcript has 3 exons. Gene Ontology annotation, molecular function: ATP binding; transferase activity, transferring phosphorus-containing groups. The coding region runs from base 62 to 1216 and encodes 384 amino acids. The record is from RefSeq and is a predicted model, not a curated record.